This is a messenger RNA of Lymnaea stagnalis (great pond snail), 3475 nucleotides long. Lineage: Eukaryota; Metazoa; Mollusca; Gastropoda; Lymnaeidae. The record is from the annotation of a GenBank genome assembly.
ACACUCUUUAACAAGAUUGCAGCAGUCUGACGUUGAUGAGAAUUGUGCCAGUGACAUUGAAUGUCAUUUGGAUGAAAUGUUCAGCAAUAUGUUCCAUCUGCUUGAUGAGGUGGGCCAACUGACUGUGUCCAGAUGGCAAGCCCAGCUGAUUCAGCUGACAAAGAAAUGGUCAAGCUCCAGUCAACUAUUCCACAAACACUUGUCAGCCUUACAAUGUCAUUUAAAAUGGUUGGAGAUUUUGCAUAACCAUGAAACUCCUGCAGACGGACUGGAGUCUGUUUGUGGUAAAGGUAAAGACUGUCACGUGUGCUUCAGUAAAAUGGUGGCCUUGAGACAAGACCCUCAAAGAAAUAUGACAGAGGAAAUAACAGUGUUAGCAGAAUCGUCCUCCCCAGAGCGAGCAAGUUUACCCAAGGAAGAGUCUAAUGUAGCCAGUAGGGAACCAGCAUGUGAAUUCUCUGAAGAUGACAGUGAUGGGUUAAAUGCAAUUAAACCAUGUUCACUUGAUUCCACCAUUGUUACCUCUUCAACUUUACAUUUAGACCAAAAGCUUGAACAAGGUAGCAAAAUUCAGUUACCAGUAGUAGAGAUGGCUUCAGGAAAUAAUGUGUUUUUAACAGACUUAAGUCAGGAACUUAAAAGGACUCCAACACCAGGUUCAUCAGUGAGUAAAAUAAUUGUGGUUCUAGCUCCGUCCAGAGAGAUGACAGCACAGCUGAUGGUCACUGAUGCAGGUUUGUGACACUCAAAAAAAAUGAACUAAAAAAAUGUACUUUUUAUUUGAUAGUUUGUUACUUAACACGUACAGGGUAAUGUUGGUGCAGUGAUGGUUGGAAUUAUUCUGAGUUCAUCCCCAGUUAUUUGUUAAUAAAAUAGAUGAAGGCUGCCAGCCUUCAUUUGACCGUCUGGUGUAUUUUCAUUCAAACCGUCACAUGUCGUGUUCCUGCCAUUAUGUUGUCACAGCUUGAACGUGGGUCUCUAUUUUGUGUAAAGAGCUGAUUGGAAAGUCCAUGUUACACAAGUUGGGGCAGAUACUCUUGGGGGAGGUUUGGAAUCCCUGAAUAAAAAAAAACAACUUCAACCAAUAAAGUGGGAAAACGGCAGCCAAUUAAGUGUGUGAUUAAAUUCAUCUGUAACUCAUAAUGGCUGUAGUCUUAGCAGUUAAGAUAAAUUUUCUGGGAAAUCAAACCAAAACCAGUGCGAUGAAGUACUAUAUUUUAAUUUACAAUAAUUUUCAGAUACAAAUGUAACUUUUGUCACAACUUUCAUCUUCCAUUUCUAUCACGGCCAACGUAUGGAUACAGUCAGUGUUUUUAACUUAGAUCUGAUAAUGGCAUCUACAACUGUUAGAGUAAGCCUACUUACUUUUGACUGUAUUUCACAGGUGAGUCUAGACCACUGAUAAAGUCACCCCAGCUUGAGUUGGCCUUCUACGAUAUUGAAAUGAAAACCUGGCGCAAGGGAUGCCAGUUUGAUUUUCCUAUUUCUGGGGCAAUGCUUGAAAAACAUUCUUGGAGGAUGACUUUUCUCAAUGACUGCCUUUAUCUCUUCAGGUGAGUAAAUGUGCAAGCCAUCUUGACAUUUGAAGAAUUCAAACUUCUGGUACUGAUGCUAGAAAAUGGUGUUUCCUUUUCAUUAAGGACUUAAAAAAUUUUAUGCAGUGUAGUUGUAGUGUUACCUUUUCAAAUUGUGAUCUCUGGUUAAAAUGAUCAUAUGUGUUGGUUGUACAUCACAAGAUAUUGUCUGAUUUUAGCAAGUUCUAUGAUUACUUGGUUAAUCUUUUAACUUAGGGGCCAUCCAUAUAGUACUAAUUAGUACGUAUGCAAAAAAAGUCCCAUUAUCAAACUUACCUUGCCACUGUUGCACGCAUACUUUUUUGGACACCCCACCCCUAAGCUUACAUACAAUAAGUUUUUGACUCCCCCCUCCCCCAACCAAUUUGUGAAUAAAUUAUAGACAGUUAUGAUAUCUCAGGAAAAAAAGGGUGUCCCAUGUUUUCACUGCUGUUUGGCAAACCCAGUGGUUCCCAUGAUAUGUGCUGCAUCACAUCCGGGUGCAGUGUUGCUCUUGGGCAGGGAAAUGUAAAAGGGGCAAAGGGGAAAUUCCCCUUGAGUACUAAAAUCAUUGGGGUAGGGGGAAAUCAUUUUCUUACUUGUCUACUUGCUUUUUUCUAUACAUUGAGGAGCGCCUCUUUCCCCAACAUGGCCCUGCCCAAGGUUACUGCGGCUUCCUCACAUGGGAGCUGCGAAAGAUUACACAAUUUUCAUAUAUUAAUUUUCACUUUUAAUCAGUGACAUCUAGUGGGUCUGGGGAAAAUGGUAAAUUGCAGAGGGUAAAAAUCCUAAACAUGGCAGGGGGCCUUCAGAAGUCAUGAGACUGGAUCCCCGUUAGUUGUAGAGUGUUAGAGGAAAAAAGCAUAUUUAAAAUGGCUGUGAACCAUUUAAUAUAAUGAAAAUAUGUUUUUAUUCUACCAUUUUAUUAUACUAUCAUGUUAUUAUAAUCUGAGAUCCAUAAAGUAAAAGUAAAAAAAAAAUAAAACAAUUAUAUCAACGCUAUAGAGAUUUAAGCAACCUAUACUAUAAUAAAUUUUGUUUUCUUCAAAACGUGCUUUCUUAGUUUGACCAAGCAGCUCGCCCUGGAGUUCAACACCAUUGAGAAGAAAUGGGUUCACCUCGAUGGCAAACAACUUUUUUUGCACCAUCUCAACAACAGCCCGGUGAAAAGUAUCAUACCUAUUGCAGUUGGAAACAAACUGAUUGUCCUGUCUAUGAGCCGUGAGGCUCAAGCCAACGGAGAAUUUAGCACACAGCAGCAUUUCUAUGAAAUGGAUCAAGCAUCAAAGACCUUCUUGUGUGUUUCCUCUGUGCAAGACAAUAGAUUGGAUCUGCCCAUAACACAGUGGACAGUUGAUGGGAAUAUUUUGAUAACAGUGAAAGCCAGCACAAUGGUGUAUCGACAACUGUCUCAUAUUCAGUACAUCCAUGUUUACAAUGCUGAAACAAGAAGUUUGCAGACCCAUGAGGUAUUCUGUGCCACGGCUGCAGGUGUCAAAGUCCUUGCCAACAGAAAUAUGGUCUAUCUGUUAGACAGUGAAGGUUGGUGCAGAACUUAUAAUUUAGAUUCAUCCGAGUGGAAAGCCGUCACCAGAUACCAAUGUCAAGGACUGUACUCGGCAUGUUACGCUUCCAGCUCGGAGGAUGUCUACCCCGCCCUCACACACGUCACCUGCCAUGCAGGAAGCUCCCGGUGGGAGAUAACGACUCAAAGGAAUUCUGUGAGUGCCAGGAUGCAGGAGACGGUGGUUUAUGAAGGUGGGGAGCUGAGCACUUACAGCCACCCGCCCCCACCAUUUCAGUUCAUGACAGCCAUGUCUCCUGGUCAAAUGUCCAGGUCCAGUCUGGACAAAAUGCCAUUCCCAAAAUUUAUGUACAUUGAGAACCAGAUGCUUGAUUUUUACUGUAGAGCCAAUCAGUAA